Messenger RNA from Closterium sp. Yama58-4, 1212 nucleotides. The record is from the annotation of a GenBank genome assembly. NCBI's taxonomy places the organism in Eukaryota, Viridiplantae, Streptophyta, Zygnematophyceae, Desmidiales, Closteriaceae.
AUGGCUGUUCUGGAGGGAGGCGAGAGGACGGCUGUAGCAGGGCCAGUAGACAGGGCGGACGACGGGGCGGUUGUAGCGGAUCCAGUACAUGGCAGGCAGCCAGCCGUCAGUGGAAGGAGUGGAGCUGAAGAGCCGGCGGAACAGCGGGCUUCCGCGAAUCAUGGCGCGGAUCAAGGCGCGGAUCACGGCGCGGAUCACGGCGCGUGGGGGGCACGCGGGCUGUCGCAAGUUGCGGCGGCAGGGGCGGAGGAGGAUGAGCGUAGAGUCGACGGACUGAGCUUCUGGCAGCACAUGGUCGCAGGAUCCGUCGCAGGCAUGGUAGAGCACAUGGCAAUGUUCCCCGUCGACACAAUCAAGACGCGCAUGCAAGCGCUCGCCACCACCGGGCCCCCCGUUCCCCCCGCACCCUCCGCACCCUCCCCCGCUUUUUCCGCCCUCCCGUCCGCAUCCCCGUCCGCGCUUUCCUCCUUCUCGUCUCUCUCCGCCUCUCGUGGCGUCCCCGCUGCCACGUCAUGUGCCUUCCAAUCCACGUGUACUGUCGCGAAUCCAGCAGCAGCAGCAGCGCCGCAGGGCCUGUCGCAUUCGCCCACGAUCAGGAACGCAGUUUCGUCUAUCCUCAAAACGGAAGGCGCAGCAGGCUUAUAUCGAGGAAUAGCGGCCAUGGGACUGGGGGCCGGACCUGCCCAUGCAGUGUACUUCGCCCGCCUGCAGCUAAGGCGCAGCCCGUAUGCUGGCGUGGUGGACUGCUGCCGUAAGAUGCUACACGAGGAGGGAAUUCGCGCCUUCUACCGUUCCUACCGCACCACACUUGUCAUGAACGUGCCCUUCACAGCCGUGCACUUCGCCACGUAUGAGGCCAGCAAGGCGGGCCUGGGGCGGGCAUUACCAGGGGAGGCGUUACCUGGGGAGGGCGUGUUGGACGAGGACAGGCUGCUCACCCACGUGCUUGCGGGUGGCGCUGCUGGCGCUCUUGCUAGCGCUGUGACUAAUCCUCUUGAUGUGGUGAAGACACGCCUACAAUGCCAGGGUGUGUGUGGGGUGAAGCGGCUGCAGAGUGCAUCGGUGACGGCAGCACUGAGAAGCAUAGCGAGGGAAGAAGGGUGGGGUGCGCUGCUGAGGGGAAUGCGAGCACGUGUGCUCUUUCACACACCCGCUGCCGCCAUUGUCUGGUCCACUUAUGAAGCCUCAAAGAACCUGCUGCGUGACUUGUGA